Sceloporus undulatus (fence lizard) is the source of this 3174-nucleotide messenger RNA. It is a transcript of the gene ESRP1, whose product is annotated as epithelial splicing regulatory protein 1. Gene Ontology annotation, cellular component: ribonucleoprotein complex. Lineage: Eukaryota; Metazoa; Chordata; Lepidosauria; Squamata; Phrynosomatidae. The record is from RefSeq and is a predicted model, not a curated record. Gene Ontology annotation, molecular function: RNA binding. The transcript is spliced from 14 exons. Bases 7 to 2007 code for a protein of 666 amino acids.
UCCUCCAUGACGACGUCCCCCGACUACCUGGUCCUCCUCUUCGGGACCACCGCUGGCCUCAACGGGCCCCGGCUGGGCUCCGACGAGAGGGAGCUGGUCCAGCUCUUCUGGAGAGUGGUCGAUCUGGCCCACAAGAAGGUGGGAGCGCUUCACGAAGUGCUGAUCAGUCCGGAUCACCUGGAGCUGACCCAGGAGUGCAAAGAAGACACGGAUCUUACAGAGGAGAGUUUGAGACUGGCCCCGCAGCUGGAGCAGGCGCUGAGACAGUUUAAUCAGUCUGUGAGCAAUGAGCUAAAUAUCGGCGUAGGUACAUCGUUCUGUCUCUGCACUGACGGGCAACUUCAUAUUAGGCAGGUUCUGCAUCCUGAAGCUUCAAAAAAGAAUAUCUUACUUCCUGAAUGCUUCUACUCAUUUUUUGAUCUGCGAAAAGAAUUCAAGAAAUGUUGUCCUGGCUCACCCGAAAUUGACAAACUGGAUGCUAAAGUGAUGGCAGAAUAUCUGAAUCUUGACAAGAACAGUUCAGUGCAGCGUCAUGGAAUAUCUCAAGUGGAAGACAUGGGAAACAUCAUUUUAACAUUAAUUUCAGAACCUUACAAUCACAGGUUUUCAGAUCCAGAAAGGGUGAACUACAAAUUUGAAAGUGGAACCUGCAGCAAGAUGGAACUAGUAGAUGAUAACACUGUAAUCCGGGCAAGAGGCUUACCAUGGCAGUCAUCAGAUCAGGACGUUGCAAGGUUCUUCAAAGGCCUGAAUAUUGCCAAGGGAGGGGCUGCACUUUGUCUUAAUGCCCAAGGCAGGAGGAAUGGAGAAGCUCUUGUCAGGUUUGUAAGUGAAGAACACAGGGACCUAGCAUUGCAAAGACACAAGCAUCACAUGGGGAACCGGUACAUUGAGGUACGUUGCUCAAGCUCUGGAAUUUGUAUUCGGAUGAAACAGUGGAAAGUUUUGUUUCGGUGUAAUAACUCCUACCUCCCUCUUUUUCAGGUGUACAAAGCAACUGGAGAAGACUUCUUGAAAAUUGCUGGAGGCACAUCCAAUGAAGUGGCUCAGUUCCUGUCUAAAGAGAACCAAGUGAUUGUUCGCAUGAGGGGUCUCCCAUUCAAUGUAACAACAGAAGAGGUGUUAGCAUUUUUUGGUCAACACUGUCCAGUGACAGGUGGAAAAGAAGGAAUACUUUUUGUGACCUAUCCUGACAAUAGGCCAACAGGGGAUGCGUUUGUGCUCUUUGCUUGUGAGGAAUAUGCACAGAAUGCAUUAAAGAAACACAAGGACCUUUUGGGUAAAAGGUACAUAGAACUCUUCAGGAGUACAGCAGCUGAGGUCCAGCAGGUACUAAACAGAUACUCCUCUGCUCCUCUCAUUCCUCUCCCAACCCCACCUAUCCUUCCUGUACUACCUCAGCAGUUUGUGCCUCCUACCAAUGUCAGGGACUGUAUACGACUGCGUGGUCUUCCUUAUGCUGCCACAAUAGAGGAUAUUUUGGGAUUCCUGGGGGAGUUUUCCACAGAUAUCAGAACGCAUGGGGUUCACAUGGUAUUAAAUCAUCAGGGUCGGCCAUCUGGAGAUGCUUUUAUACAAAUGAAAUCUUCUGACCGAGCAUUUAUGGCUGCUCAGAAGUGCCAUAAGAAAACAAUGAAGGACAGAUAUGUUGAAGUCUUUCAGUGUUCUGCUGAGGAGAUGAACUUUGUAUUAAUGGGGGGCACCUUAAAUCGAAAUGGCUUAUCCCCACCACCAUGUAAGUUACCAUGCAUUUCUCCACCUUCGUACUCCUUUCCAGCUCCCACGGCAGUCAUCCCAACUGAAGCAGCACUCUAUCAGCCCUCUGUGCUCCUCAAUCCACGGACACUUCAACCUUCUACUGCAUAUUAUCCAGCUGGCACCCAGCUCUUCAUGAACUACACAGCAUAUUACCCUAGUAUGCAGCAGAGAAUGGAUCUGUACACACAGAUGAGUCGGCCAGGUCAGUGCCCAAAGAAUGGGUUUGUCUUUAAAGGCCCAAGCAGUUAGAUUUCUUAAAGGAGGUUCUACUUGACUUCUUGCACAAUGUCAGCCAGCCAAAUGGAGAUUUAUCUGAAACCUAGCACAAGAAAAGUUUCCACUGUCUUGGAUAUCUGCCUAUGUUGAUUUUUUUGUGUGAUUUUUUUUUAAAAAAAUAACCAAAAACACAUACACUUUACCAAUGACCACAGAGACACGCCGCCUCCCCCCCCCCCCCCCGCCCCUUGCAGUACAAACUUGUCAUUUAAAGCUUUUGGAACAUUCACUAUUUGAGAGCACACUUGCCAAAGUCACAAGAAAUAUUUUUGGGUUUCUUUUCCCCUGUGGUACGGUAUUCAAAAUGUUAAAUUAUUUUUCUGUCACAGAAAGGAUCCUACUUGAAAUUAGGACACUACUAAAAAUUUGUUGAAAUAGCAUGUCGUGCUAAACCAAACUUUGUUUUUUUUAAUUUGCACAUGCUUUUUUUUUAUAUUAAAGACCUUGGGAUCAUAUUCUUUGGCCUUUUAUUAAAAUGGUUUUGUUUUGUAUAUAUUUAUUUGUUUAAAAUGUAUCUUUGGAUUCUAGCCAGAUUUACUUGACAGUGUAGAAAGUGCUUAAGAAUGUAAAAUGCAAUAUGUUGGAGAGGAGAGAAGUACUGUAACUUUUGUAAUAUAUUAUAUAAAUAUAAUAUAUGUAUACAGUAUAUAUAAAACUUAUAAACUGUAAUGUUCUAAACGUGCAUAUUGCACAUAUGACUACUGUAUAUUUAAGUUACUGUCCCACGAUAUUCUGACAAGGGAGAUUAUCACUGUGGUGUACAAAGCCUCCAGCAAUUCUGCUAUUCCACAAAGCCAAUGAUAAAACCUAGUUAUUAGGAUUAUAUUAAAAACUGUAAAAUUAAGGGGAUUGCAAUACUUGCUCACAACUAUGGAGGAAAUAAUUAAGGUAUAUGGCACUGGAGGUUACUGAGGGAAUGUAGUCUAGAUAACCUCAUUUUAACACUCAGUAUCUGGCCCCUCUCCUGAGCUCAAUAAUGAAUUGUUACCAAAAGCAGUGGGAAAAAUAAAUAAAGGGCUACAUCACUGUUGUAGAAAUUGGUCUGAGAUGCUCUAUAUGGGUUCUGUGCCAUACUUGGAUGGUCUCCAAUCCUUGACCAAUGUUGCAUUUGCAUCUUCCACAAGUAUUAAAACUGUUUUA